AUGGGUCUAGCAAACCCUCUGGCUUCUCCCUACGCUGGUGUCGCUGGGGCAUAUGGUGGUGAAGGUAUCGGUGAUGUAGCAGUUGCUGGUGAGAUGCCAGUCGCUGGUACCACGAUGGUAGCCGGUCAGGUCCCAAUCCUCGGAGCUGUGCGCUUCGCUGGUGACCUCCCAGCUGGUGGUGUCGUCUCUAUUGCUGGUAGCUGUGGAUGUGGAGCAGCUGGACCCAUUCUGUACUGA
Molecule: messenger RNA, 237 nt
Organism: Leptosia nina
Lineage: Eukaryota; Metazoa; Arthropoda; Insecta; Lepidoptera; Pieridae
Source: the annotation of a GenBank genome assembly